Linum tenue is the source of this 815-nucleotide messenger RNA. The record is from the annotation of a GenBank genome assembly. NCBI's taxonomy places the organism in Eukaryota, Viridiplantae, Streptophyta, Magnoliopsida, Malpighiales, Linaceae.
AUGGGGCCUGCUCGUAAGAGACCUGCGACAAACCACAAUGGGAGUGCUGCAACUAGAUUGACAAGAUCUAGGACUGUAUUGGAAUCUGGAAAUAAUUCAGAAGGGGACACCACCAUAAACAAUUCCUCAGCACAGUCCCAACAAAAUGUCAAUAAUGUAGACCAGACACCAUCAGAAGUUCAACAAGUUAAUAUGGAUGAAGCACAUACAGGAGCUUCUAAGAGAAAUAAGCGUGGCAAGACCAAAGGGUAUGCAGUAAAACGCCGCUUAGAAGAAGGGAACAGAAUUGGCGGAAUAAUCAUUGAAGAAGGAGCUAAAGCACCAGUUGGCAUUAAUGAGAAGCUAAUGAAGAUGGAGAUGGGGGUUGUUGUGCGAGUACUAGCUCCAAUUAGGAAGUUUUUCUGGAAAGAAGUUACUACUGAAGAGAAGAUUCCCCUCUUUGCAAAAAUAGAGUUCAAGUACAACUGUCAUUUGCAUUACAAGGAAGAGACUGAUCCUAUUAAAGCACGUGAGAACCCUAUGGAAACAUUGAAUAAUGAUGACUGGAAGUUAUUGUGUGACCAUUUUGAUGGCCCUGCUUUCAAGAACAACAAGGAGGUGCAACAAGAUAGCACUGACAAUGAUGUGGAGCAGAACAACGCAGCAGAGGAAGAGCCACCAGAAUUGCGGGUGUAUUCUGACACACAUAAGAAGCGCAAUGGAGAAUGGAUUAAUCCAGCUACCAAGAAAAAUUAUGUGAUCUUUGCAUAUAGGGAUUUAGUGCCUUGAGAAGAUAUGAAGAAUUCUAGGUGAAGGAUUAGUUGUGGAACACCAUG